CGCAGACUCGACCCCACCCCAACAAGCAGGAGACCAGCGGCGACUGAGACAGGCAGGCAAAGUUAGCGAAAAGAGAACGAGCGUCAUGCCCACAGCAACAGUCAACGGUAUAAAUGCAACCUCUACCACGAAUGGAAAGGCCAUUAAAUCCAAAAACCAGCUUCGUCGGCUAAAGGCCAAGCAGAAGAAAGCUGCUGCUACUGCUGCGGAGACGACUUCUGCAACCGGUGUUGUCCAGGCGAAACGCGAACAGGCGCACGACGACGAAGACAAUGUUGAGUAUAUUGUCGAGCAGUUGGACGUGCAGGAUCCGACACUUGAAAUCUUCUCCGACAUUUUUGCUAAAUUCCAGGUUGUGUCUGAGGUUCAAGAAAAAGACACCCAACCAUCCAAAGGCGAAGUUAUCUACUCUGACGACGACAUGGCCUCCGACGAAGGGUCAGAUGCAGAAGCCAAAGCCAAACCCCUUUCCAAGAGCAAGCGGCGAAAGAUGGCACGACUGACGAUUGCCGAGCUCAAACAGCUGGUGUCCAAGCCAGAAGCCGUCGAAUGGACCGACCCCACUGCUGCCGAUCCCAGGCUACUUCUCCACCUCAAGACAUACCGUAACACAGUGCCUGUUCCUGCCCAUUGGAGUGCCAAACGUGAUUACUUGCAGGGGAAACGUGGUAUCGAGAAGCCUCCCUUUCAGUUGCCCUCGUAUAUUGCGGACACGGGCAUCGCAACGAUGAGAGACGCGAUCAAGGAAAAGGAGGCAAAUAUGUCGCUGAAAGCAAAGACGAGAGAGAGGGUUCAGCCGAAAAUGGGGAAGAUGGACAUCGACUAUCAGAAGCUGCAUGAUGCGUUUUUCAAACAUAUGACCAAGCCGGUUGUCACAGGGUUCGGGGAGAUGUACUAUGAAGGAAAAGAGUUCGAAACGUCCCUCAAGCAUAAAAGACCUGGCGAGCUUUCCCCUGAACUAGUGGAAGCCCUGUCGAUCCCCCCUUUGGCACCGCCACCUUGGCUAAUUAGCAUGCAGCGUUUCGGACCUCCGCCUAGCUACCCCACUCUGCGGAUUCCAGGUCUGAAUGCACCCAUACCAGAAGGUGCGCAGUGGGGCUUCCACCCUGGUGGAUGGGGUAAGCCCCCGCUGGACGAGUACAACCGACCAUUAUAUGGUGAUGUCUUCGGUGUGUUGCCUAAAGUAACAGACACAAACGCCGGAGAACCAGUCGAGAAGACACCGUGGGGUGAGCUGGAGCCAGAGGAAGAGGAAGAGGAGGAAGAGGAAGAGUCCUCGGAGGAGGAAGUGGAAGAAGAGGAAGCCGCCGAACCCGCUGCCACGGACGGGUUGCAGACUCCUUCUGGAUUGGCGACGCCCUCUGGACUUACGAGUGUCGUCUCGACUGUUGCAGGUGGACUAGAGACGCCAGACUUUUUGGAGCUGCGAAAGACGACGACGCGGGAGACCGCGGAGAGCACGAGUGGUCCGAGGUCGUUGUAUCAUGUCGUGCCGGAGAAGCAGACGAACGUGCGUGGACUCAUGGGGAGCGAGAGGGGGUACGAUGUCGCCGCUGUUACGGGUGGGCAGGCAGCUAUACCUGUACUAGGAGAAGACCGUGGUACAAAGCGCAAGAAUGGAGUGGACGUUUCGUUGGACGCAUCCGAGUUGGAAGGAAUGUCUACGGAAGAUUUGAAACGUAAGUACGAGCAGCACGCAAGGGGAUCGGCCGGUGUUCCUGGCUCGAAAGAAGAUUUUUCGGACAUGGUUGCCAAGGAGAUGGCAAAGAAGAAGCAGAAGAUGGAUAGGGACAGGGAGACGAAGAAGGGGGAGAAGUUCAAGUUUUGAAGUAGGAUGUACAUGGUGGUGUUUCCCUCUUUUCGUCGCUUUUGAGCCCUCAUUACAUUACAUUCCCGUUUGAUGGGAUUGCCAUUUGGCCGCCCGUUGCUAGUGUUGCACCGAGUUGUAGACUAUGUAUCUCCUUCGUGGGGAUUAUUCUUCAGGAGUGAAUGAUUCUAAGAGGACCGCUCACAGUUGGCAGACACAAGCACUAGCUAAGUACCAGGUUUGCGCCGCCUCGUGGAAGAAACGUAUUCUAGCCAACUUAUCAUUUAU
This is a messenger RNA of Pisolithus orientalis, 2095 nucleotides long. RefSeq lists its product as uncharacterized. The transcript is spliced from 8 exons. The record is from RefSeq and is a predicted model, not a curated record. Bases 86 to 1828 code for a protein of 580 amino acids. Gene Ontology annotation, biological process: mRNA splicing, via spliceosome. Lineage: Eukaryota; Fungi; Basidiomycota; Agaricomycetes; Boletales; Pisolithaceae. Gene Ontology annotation, cellular component: U2-type spliceosomal complex; U12-type spliceosomal complex; nucleus.